This is a messenger RNA of Eptesicus fuscus (big brown bat), 1019 nucleotides long. RefSeq names its product sprouty RTK signaling antagonist 4 (gene SPRY4). Gene Ontology annotation, biological process: negative regulation of MAP kinase activity; multicellular organism development; animal organ development. The coding region runs from base 120 to 1019 and encodes 299 amino acids. The record is from RefSeq and is a predicted model, not a curated record. The transcript has a single exon. Lineage: Eukaryota; Metazoa; Chordata; Mammalia; Chiroptera; Vespertilionidae. Gene Ontology annotation, cellular component: cytosol; membrane.
AUGGGGAUGAGGGUAUUAACAGGCCAAACACUGACGCCUGGAAUUCAUUCUCUCUUCCUCCCCCACCCCCAGGGCCCCUAGAAGCCUGUUUCUCAGUGCUGCCCAGGACCUCCAGCCCCAUGGAGCCCCCGAUCCCACAGACCGCCCCCUUGACUCCCAGCUCAGUCAUGGUCCAGCCCCUUCUGGACAGCCGCGUGCCCCACAGCCGGCUCCAACACCCACUCACCAUCCUCCCCAUCGACCAGAUGAAGACCAGCCACGUGGAGAACGACUACAUAGACAACCCUGGCCUGGCGCCCCCCACCGGCCCCAAGCGGACCCGGGGCGGGGCCCCGGAGCUGGCCUCCACGCCUGCCCGCUGUGACCAGGACGUCACCCACCACUGGAUCUCCUUCAGUGGCCGCCCCAGCUCCGUGAGCAGCAGCAGCAGCACGUCCUCCGACCAGCGGCUCUUGGACCACAUGGCGCCACCCCCCGUGGCUGACCAGGCCUCCCCGAGGGCUGUGCGCAUCCAGCCCAAGGCCAUCCACUGCAAGCCGCUGGACCUCAAGGGCCCGGCGGCGCCUCCCGAGCUGGACAAGCACUUCCUGCUGUGCGAGGCCUGCGGGAAGUGCAAGUGCAAGGAGUGCGCGGCACCCCGGACGUUGCCCUCGUGCUGGGUCUGCAACCAGGAGUGCCUGUGCUCCGCCCAGACCCUGGUCAACUACGGCACCUGCAUGUGCCUGGUGCAGGGGGUCUUCUACCACUGCACCAACGAGGACGAUGAGGGCUCCUGCGCCGACCACCCCUGCUCCUGCUCCCGCUCAAACUGCUGCGCCCGCUGGUCCUUCAUGGGCGCCCUCUCCCUGGUGCUGCCCUGCCUGCUCUGCUACCUGCCCGCCACCGGCUGCGUGAAGCUGGCCCAGCGCGGCUACGACCGCCUGCGCCGCCCCGGCUGCCGCUGCAAGCACACGAACAGCGUCAUCUGCAAGGCGGCCGCUGGCGACGCCCAGGCCAGCAGACCCGACAAGCCUUUCUGA